Molecule: messenger RNA, 1916 nt
Organism: Botrytis sinoallii
Lineage: Eukaryota; Fungi; Ascomycota; Leotiomycetes; Helotiales; Sclerotiniaceae
Exons: 4
Coding region: 732-1916 (394 amino acids)
Biological process (GO): cellular response to L-arginine; regulation of intracellular signal transduction
Cellular component (GO): cytosol
Source: RefSeq, a predicted model, not a curated record
CGUUUCGUUUCGUUUCGUUUCGUUUCGUUUCGUUUUUAUAUUGAACCGCCCCUCUUUCCUUUGGCUCGGUUUAUUGCAGGAAUUCUGCAGCUAAAAAAGUGCAAGAGAACCACUUCACAACAAAAUUUAUAUCGCCCGAAGGGCUUCCAGUUAAGCACUUUCAAUACUACCCUAGAGUCCCUGAAUAGCUACUAUAACUACCAUCUCUUUGCGAAAAGAAUAAAACCCUCCACCAACCCCCCAAACAGAGAAAUUCAUACUUUGGGUUUUGGCCAACGUUCAGCUGAAUUGAGACAAAGCUGCUGCAUUUGUCUUAUUGCGCGUGGAAUCCCGUCGGUAUAAGAGGUGGGAUGCGUUUGUGGAUAGAUCAUCUGAGUUGCUGACCUUUCUCAAUUGAUUCGAAGAGACUACCCUACCCCGCUGUUGAUGUUUGGGAGAAAGCGCCUCCUUUGUUCCUCUCAUUUUUGUCUAUGAACAUAUUCUCUUCAUUCAAUUUCGAACAUUGAAUUCAUCAACCAAUUGACUUGAAGCCCCGCCAAUUCAAACCAAACUUCCUCGAUUGAAGACAGGUUUCUUUCCGAAAUUCGAAACCUCCAAGUCUUGUUGUCUUGCUUUGGUUCUCUUGCUUCGGGUGGCUGCAAGGUACUCUAGCCUAGGAGGGUCGGCUUGCAUAAAUCCCUGGCAUUGUACCGACGGCAGGAAAGCCGAAAACUGAAGAAACGAAAAGCAUCAUGAAUGCUCAAAUAUCAUUUAUUAAAGGCGAAUUCAGCCUAAUCCACAUACCACUACCUCUAUACUCUUUGCUGUUGCAGCCAAUUCUGAGAGUUCUGCUACCAUACAAGGAAGCAGAUCCAGCAUCUGAGAAUGAAGAUGAUGAAGAAAGCUUAGUGUUUGAUCAAGAACAUGGUUUUCUCAAUAUCAGUGUAACACCAAUCGAAUGCUCAGUUGUCUGUCAUAAGUCUUGGGCGGAAAGUGUCUUUCAACCAAUUAUCGAUGCUUUGCCCAAAGAUGAAAAUAAUCAGGUUCAGAUAUCAACGGAUAGCUACAUUGUCUUUUCCGUAGACAGUACUGGUACUGAUGCAGGCCAAAGAGUCAUGGAUCUCACCUCACCUCUUGCCAUGGCUGGCGUGCCCAUAUUUUUCAUCACAACCUACUUCACAGAUUUCAUCCUCGUCCCCUCUAAAGACCGCCACAAAGUCGGCCAAACCCUUCUCUCCCGGGGGUUCGAAUUCUCCGAAGAAGAAUCCGCUUACGUGGUCCCCACCCCAACAUCUCACUCCCGAGGCCCUAGUUCCAAUUCCAACCCGCCAUCCACUCCUCCCCCCUCCAACAUCGCCGAACUCCAAGCCCGCACCUUCAAACAUCUCAAGCGGAGAAAUGUAAAACCGUUCGUGCAGCCCGGUCUCCACCUCAUCCAGUGUUCCGGUCGCGACCGCGAGAUCGAAGAUCGUCCCAUCUCAAACGGUAAUGGAAAUGGUACGCAUACCUCUUCCCCUCUGGAUAAACUCAACACCCGUCUCUACAUCUCCAUUAUCUCGGCGCUGCUCCACCAACCCACUUUCCUCUCCCUCACCAUCUCUCUCGAAGAAGGCUCUUCUCUCCUCCUCGACAAAUCUCUCCUCCCUCUUUUUGGAAACUCGAUUCAAGGAGACACGGACGGGGAUCUCGUGCCGAUUUUCCUGGAUCUGGUGGAUUUACCAUUGGAAAGUACGGGCAUUGUGUGUGGCGUGGCGGGGAAACUGGUCGAUGAGAUGCGCAUGAAUGAUCAGCCGGAGGAAGAGGGCGGGUGUAUGUUUGGAAGGGAAUUAUCAUAUUUGAGUACGGCGCGAGCGGGCGCAGUGGUGCUAAGUGGUGGGGGGAGUGAGAGGGCAUUGGAUAUGUUGGGGGGGUUGCUAGAUCGGGAGGUUGGGGGGUGA